CAUGCGGACUACUUCCCAACCAGGAAGGUGUGUGGUCUCACUUUGUCUCCCUCCGCCUCACCCAAGUUGUCGUCUGCGAUUACAAAGUCAAACUUUCGCGUCCAGGGGCCGACAAGUUUUCGUUUCUGGACGGCGACUUGACGUCUCCGCUCGCCUUUCGACGAAAGAAGCGGCCGGGUGGACAAAAUGGACAAAAAAAGAGAAAACGGUCCGAUUUUCCGGGCGACGCUGGCUUUGGUGGACAUCAGUUGAAAGCUCCAGUGCAAGACAGCUAAAGCCUCUUUGUGUGUGGUUUAAUUUGGGCGGGCCAUGCGCUGCCAGCGAGGUUACCUGGUCCUGUGCGUCACCUUGCUGUUUCUCAUCUGGAACGCCGUGCUGGUUUUCCUCCUGCGGGCCAGGCUUCCAGACCAGGAGGUGAAGCGAGGGACCGACGACUACGACAGUGAAGUGGUGGCUGAGAUGCUGCGCAUGGCUGACAUGUUGGAGGCGGAGCUGGAGGUCCAGAACAAAAUAUUGACGAAGAUCCAAAGCUCGCACCCGGCACUGGGAUCCUGGCGGAAGAAGAAGCCGAAGUCGGCGCCGCCCCCUGUCCCCGUCCCUGUCCUGGUGAUGGCCUGCAACCGGGUGACGGUGCGGCGCUGCCUGGACAAGUUGCUCCUCCACCGGCCUUCGCCCCAGCGCUUCCCCGUGAUCGUGAGUCAGGACUGCGGCCACGCUGACACGGCCGACGUUAUCCGUUCGUACGGAAGCAAAGUCCUGCAUCUGGCGCAGCCCGACCUGACCGACAUCGAUGUCCCGCCAGAGCACAAAAGGUUUCAGGGCUACUACAAGAUCUCCAGACACUACCGCUGGGCUCUCGAGCAGGUCUUCAAGAACUACUCAGCUGUCAUCAUUGUGGAAGAUGACCUGGAGGUGGCGCCAGACUUCUUUGAGUACUUCAGCGCCACCCUGCCGCUGCUGCGAUCGGACCCGCGCCUGUGGUGCGUUUCUGCGUGGAACGACAACGGCAGGGAAGGUUUCGUGGACCCGGCGGGCUCUCGCAUUCUUUACCGUACCGAUUUCUUCCCGGGCCUCGGCUGGAUGCUGCUCCGGGAGCUGUGGGAGGAGCUGGAGCCCAAGUGGCCCGCCGCCUUCUGGGACGACUGGAUGCGUCGGCCGGAGCAGCGCCGCGACCGUCAAUGCAUCCGGCCCGAGAUCUCGCGCACGCUGACGUUCGGCCGGCAGGGCGUGAGCCUGGGCCAGUUCUACGACAAGUAUCUGCGAUACAUUAAACUCAACUCGGACUUUGUGCCUUUCACCCAGCUGGAUCUGACUUACUUGAAGGAGGAGACGUACAAGAAGAGCUUCGUGGACGUAGUUUACGCCGCCCCCGUCGUCGCUUUUGAUGACAUCCAGAACGGGGCGCUAACGGGGGGUGGGCCCUUCCGCCUGCAGUACUCCAGCAAGGAAAGCUUCAAAGCAUUUGCCAAAAACUUGGGCAUCAUGGACGACUUCAAGUCUGGCGUGCCCAGGACUGGCUACAGAGGCGUCGUCACGUUUUUUUCCAGAGGACGCAGGAUCUACGUAGCGCCACCUCCAGGUUGGACCCAGUAUGAUCCCACUUGGAAUUGAUACAAUGGUGGGGGGGGGUUAAUAAGCUCCUCUAGAUGCCACAAGAUGGUGCAAAAGCAAAUCUUAAAAAUCACAUUUUCAAAUUACUUUCCUUAAAAGGGAAUUACACUGGUUUGCAUUAACAAUGUAUCCAAUAGGUCUUGUAAUAUGUACUCUGUUUUGACAAUUUGAUGUUAAAUCCUCUCAUUUAAUAGUGUUUUGAGAAGAUUUUUAUCAACAAUUAUGAAUUUUCUGGCACGCUGCCAUUUUUGCAAGUCACAUGACCUACGUGCGCGGAUGUGACGUGUUAGUGCCGCAACAAAGCCUCCAUUACAUGAGACACUAUUAUGCCCAGCGCUGAUAUCUCGGUUUAUCCUCAUCUGAUAAAGAAAUAGCAGUAUCGGUUGAUCGGGAAGACGGAGGAAUACUUCCAUGCACAGCCGUGAGCUCACGCACGUAACACGUUACAUCUGUGCUCGUAGGUCGCGUGACUCGGGGAAAAUGGCGGCACCCCUGAAAAUUCGUAGUUGUCGAUUUAAAAAAUAAAUAAAUAAAUAAAUAAAAACCUCUCAAAACACUCUUAAAUGAGAGAGGAUUUAACAUCACGUUGUCAAAAUAGAGUACAUAUUACAUGACCUAUUGGAUACAUUGUUAAUGCAAACCAGUGGAUUUCCCCUUUAAAUAAAAACAAAUGUUCAUAAAUUAGUAGUUUUACAAGAAAACAAACGGUUUGAAAAAAAAUUAGGUUACCCUUUAUUGUUUUGGCUCAAGCAAGUAAAUAACAUAAAAAAUGCAAAGGGUGAAAUACAAAGGUUCAGGUUUCUAUUUUUUUGUUUUCUUAAGUGUUUCCCAACUUUUUUUUUUAGGAACAUACUCGACAAAAAGAUACCUCGUGGCGCAUCACCAAAACAAAAUAUAUCAAAAGAUGCACAUGUUACGCAACUUAUUUUAUAAA
Messenger RNA from Syngnathoides biaculeatus (alligator pipefish), 2545 nucleotides. RefSeq names its product alpha-1,3-mannosyl-glycoprotein 2-beta-N-acetylglucosaminyltransferase a (gene mgat1a). The transcript is spliced from 4 exons. Gene Ontology annotation, molecular function: alpha-1,3-mannosylglycoprotein 2-beta-N-acetylglucosaminyltransferase activity. Gene Ontology annotation, biological process: protein N-linked glycosylation. The record is from RefSeq and is a predicted model, not a curated record. Lineage: Eukaryota; Metazoa; Chordata; Actinopteri; Syngnathiformes; Syngnathidae. Gene Ontology annotation, cellular component: Golgi apparatus. Bases 310 to 1611 code for a protein of 433 amino acids.